CGGAGAGGACAACAGGUGAGGAGACUACUGACACGACGGAAGUGACGACGGAGAUCGAUAUUACGGAGACCGACAUUACGGAGACUGAGGUGAUGGAGACGGAGAGGACAACAGGUGAGGAGACUACUGACACGACGGAAGUGACGACGGAGAUCGAUAUUACGGAGACUGACAUUACGGAGACUGAGGUGAUGGAGACGGAGAGGACAACAGGUGAGGAGACUACUGACACGACGGAAGUGACGACGGAGAUCGAUAUUACGGAGACCGACAUUACGGAGACUGAGGUGAUGGAGACGGAGAGGACAACAGAAGUCAGCCUCACGAAAACGGCAAUAAUCACAGUCUCAUCAACGCUGACUAGAUUGAACAAGCCUUUGGAGUGGAAUGACAGUUUAUUGGAUCCCAAUUCCGAUUUAUAUCGAGAUUAUUCAACUCAAAUUUGUGACCUGCUUUUGAACAGCAUCAAUUCAACUUACAUCAAGGGAAUAAUCAAUGUCACUUGCACAGUUGUUGGCUUCUCACGUGGAUCAGUUAUUGGAAAUGCGAUGCUAGUCAUCGAUUAUAGUAGCACUAGUGAGAACUUUUCAUCAACUGUAGUGACAGAAGACACUGUUCGCAAUGCGGUUGUGGAAUACAUAGCAGAAAUAGUUGCCAAUGGUUCAGAUCAAGUACACUUCGGUACAUCAAGUGGUUUGACAAUAGAAACUGUAAUCGAUGCGGCAACCACCGAGAUGAUCACUGAAUCUCAGGAUACCGAAGCUUACAAGACUACGGAGACAACUGAAUUAAGCAAAACAACUUUCAGUACGAAAAGUAUACUAGAACUAUCAAUGACAGUGGAGAUUUUAACAGGAAAUCAACAAACGAGUUGGAAUUCCGAACUGUCUAACAAAUUUUCUGGACUUUACAACAGUACUGGUGAAAAAAUCUGCACUUUGAUAAAAGCCAGCCCUGGAUAUAUUACAUCGGUACCAUUCACCGUACCUACUUGUACUGUUCUUCGUUUUUACCCGGGUUCUGUGAAAUCUGAUGUACAGAUAAUUGUGGAAUAUAUAAAUAACCUCAAUGUGACUCAAACACAAAUUCUUCAAGCAAUUCAGCUGGGUUCACAAUUAUAUAUAAUGGAUCAGUUGAAAAAUCAGUCAAUCGAUUCCAGCCGUAUAUUAUCAUUGAAGUUAAUUAUGCAAAAAGAAACUUGUAGUACGAUCGCAGCAAAAUGUUCACCACAUGCUCAAUGCAUCGAGAGAUCUGACGGUGCUAUUUGUAUAUGUAAUCCAAUGUGGAUAGAUUUAAACGUGCAACAGCCCGGAGAACAGUGUAUCAGUACGUUUAGUUACGUAAUACCUAGCGUUUCACCUUCCCUUCUUCAUCCAAAAAAACUAUGAUGACAAUUAGCACCACUUAAAAUCCAAAACUACAAAGUAAAUAUCUGACGAUAAUACUACUUAUUAAUGAUAGUAAGAAAUUACGCUAAAUGAUUUCUAAGUAGUCAUUGACAGUACAUUUUUCAGUCUUUAGUGUGAAGAAAAUUAUGUAGAUCAAGUUUACUUCAACUUGAUUCUAAUUAUUUAAUAUAAAAUAACAGUAAAUCAAAAUGUUUAUUUUUGUAGCAACACAGCAAGUCGUUCAUCAGAAUUCGGCCGACACUUAUGGUUUAUUAAUCACACAUUAGUAAAUAAUCGAUGACCGAUCAAUAUAAACAUACUGGCUUUGCAAGAGGUCAAUCACGAUAGGAAUAACUUUUUCCUAAAAUAUAUGACUAAAUUAAUAUGUGCAAAGAUGUCACGGAUAUUCAGGGUUUGUCAACUCUUCGAUUUUAGCAUCAAGAAUCCCAAACCUAGUCAAACCAGAGGUCGGGAAUGAAGGAGUUCCAAGAUAUAUUUGGAAGAUAGAAAAUAUGUCGAGAAGUAUUUGAUCUAAGCUGGUAAGUUGUUGCGAGAGAUGUGCAACAUGACGUACCCAAUGGGGAUCUAGUGCGGACGCGUGACCGAAUGCCUCCAGCUAGGGUGUGUCCAGUUAAGCUAAGGAGAUCAGAAUCAAUGUCGAAGACUUCCAGCAUCUUAUAAUAGAGUGUCCGAAAUCUGAUAUUAAUGCACGGUGUGCUACACACUAUCCCACAGCUAACAACUUGAGCGAGAACAAGAGGGUGGAUGGGAAUGAUGUGGACAAAUAUUUAUUUCUAUAUAUACAUCUCUACUCCUUAGAAAGCCGAUCCAUUUAUUAGCCAAUAAUAUGAGUCUAUCAAUUAGGUCACUUAAAAUUGUCAAGUAACCUUCACAUUGGCUGAUUCUGAUUAGCUAACCAUAUUACAAAGUUAUUCAUUUUUGGUAUUCAUUCAUCGCUACAUGAGGAAUCCAUUUAAAUAUCUGGGCAAGCAUUAGUUUUAUCAAGUUUUAAGAAAUCUGCUUCCCAUAGGUCUCAACAAGCGUAAUACUUAGACACAAGAUUUCCUGUUGAUACAAUCUAAAGACUCUUCUCAACUUUUGUUUAAGUUCACUUCAAAAUUAGUAUUCUCUUUUACUAUAAUAUCAGACUAAUUAUACAUUUCCU
This is a messenger RNA of Schistosoma rodhaini, 2553 nucleotides long. The record is from the annotation of a GenBank genome assembly. NCBI's taxonomy places the organism in Eukaryota, Metazoa, Platyhelminthes, Trematoda, Strigeidida, Schistosomatidae.